AGUCAACUUCAAGUGUGUUUCAAAAUGCUGCUGUCAAACCAACUCGUACUCAAAAUAUUAAAACGGCAGUUUUCACCAACCGAUUUCAGUCAGUCAAUCGGUCAUCGAACGUGAACUUAUCAUCAGCAGAAAAAAAAAGAACAAAAUCAUGACGGAAUUAGAUUCAAAAAGUGAAAUAAGCCUGGAAGGUGAUACGAUCCUUUCGAAAAUAGGAAAAUUGACAACGGUCAACAGUCCACGGGUGCCAUCGAUAAAAGACUUUUCCAUUAUCAAGAUCAUAAGUCGUGGUGCAUUCGGUCAAGUAUUUCUCGGCUAUAAAAAUACAGAUGAAAGCAAACUGUUUGCAGUAAAGGUUAUGCGAAAAUCCGAAAUGGUAAACAAAAAUAUGAUUUCUCAAGUGAUUACGGAGCGAAAUGUCUUGGCAUUGUCAACCAGUGAAUAUUGUGUUCAUUUGUAUUAUUCAUUGCAAACGCCAUUCUACGUGUUUUUGGUUAUGGAGUACAUGAUUGGCGGUGAUUUAAAGUCGCUGAUUGCUGCAUACGGAUAUUUUUGCGAAUCAGCCGCUCAAUUUUAUUGCGCCGAAAUUACCAUGGCUCUGGAAUAUUUGCAUAAACACGGAAUCAUUCAUCGAGAUAUAAAACCGGACAAUAUGCUGCUAUCGGCAUCGGGACAUGUGAAAUUAACUGAUUUCGGUUUGAGCAAGAUUGAGAUCAGCAGAGAUUUGGAAUUGUCCGAUUUCACAGCGUCUUCACCGUGUCUGACCACACGUACUCCCGGUCAACUGCUCUCGCUAACAUCACAUUUGACAUUCGGAUCAGGAGAACCAAAGUCUCGCAAUAGAAGUAGGCUGAUGAAUGCCAUCAAUCGACAGAAAUCACCUGAUGAAUUGGAUACGAGCAUUCACAAGAACAACGUUUCAGGAGUCUUACCAUUUUUUUCAUCCGAAGACAUAAGUGUCUCGAUACAACCGUCCAACGAAAGUAAAGAUUCAGCAUCGUCUUAUUACACGUGCAAUUCGAGCAUCGGUAGUCGAACAGUGAGCAGAUGCGAUUGCAGCCAAUUAAGUGCAAACGUAAGCUUCAGAAACAUGAUGAAAGAGAGAAAGUGCGAUACUUGCAAGAACAAAGAGAAUAAUGACUCUCUCAGAUAUCCAAUAGCGAAAAUGCGCUUCGGCAGACAUUUGAAAGAGAAUGAAGACUCUGGCAUUUCGUCCAUUCGAUCGCACUGUGAAUUGUCGGCCAUCGAAAAAUGCGAAAACCAAUCACACAAUCCGGUCAAAGAAGACUCGAACACAAGCUCCAAUUUGUCGAAAAGCUCUAACAACUCAAAUCAUGAUACUAACAACUCGAAAGCAACUGAAUCGCCUUUGAAUAAUUCCACACAUAAAUCGUUCUUCAAACGGCCGUGCAUUGUUUCCGGUGCCAAGCGGUCACAUCAUAUGCUCAACGUACCAGAUGAUGCAUGUUCGCAGAGCACAGGCCUAACUCAAGAGAUUGAUAUCAUGGAUAUUGGCAGCAGCACACCGAAGCGGAAAAAAUCGAAAUCGCCACUGAAAGGCGUUCUAAAAAUCAGAUCGUUGUCAGAUGAUGAGGGCCCUGCUAAUGAUCAUCCAAAUGGUGCUCAAGUGAUGUUUUCAACGCCAGUGUCGUCGCUAAAAACGCCAAGAAACUCGGUGCUCAAGCUGAAAAGAACAACGUUUCAGUUGCCAACCAGCGAAGAAAAGAUACGAAACAAAAAUAAUAGUUUAAUGUUAGCUGCACGUUACAUAAAUGAACCUGCAAUGUCUCCGAUAAAUUCGGCUCACAUUGUCGAUGGAACGCCCAAAGUAAAGCAAACACCGUUUCGAACACCGAAAUCAAUUCGACGUAAUCAGGCCGCGUCGAGUGAACGCAUCUUGGGUACCCCAGACUAUCUCAGCCCUGAACUUCUUCUUUCCCAAAAGCACGGUGCUGCUGUUGAUUGGUGGUCACUCGGCGUUUGUUUGUUCGAAUUCAUGACGGGUAUUCCUCCAUUCAAUGACGAAACGCCACAACAAGUCUUCGAAAACAUUUUGAACAGAAACAUUCAAUGGGACCUAGCGGAUGAACCGUUGUCGGCUGAAGCAAUCGAUGCCGUCGAACAGCUCUUGACAAUGGAUCCAAAUAAACGGCCCUCAUCGAAAGAAGUGCAACAAAUGAUGUUCUUCAAAUCAAUGGAUUGGAACAAUCUGCCCAACAUGGAACCACCGUUCGUGCCACAGCCCGAAAAUCCAACCGAUACCGGCUACUUUGAACCCCGGAACAUAAUGCAACACCUCAAACUAUCGAACAUUGAUAUCGGCGAAUUUGUACGAGACUAAAUUCCAUUCCACAUUCACACGAUCAUGCGAUUCUCUAUUUAAAUUUAUAUUUCUCAUUCGAUGUAGAUUAUUUGUCAUUAUGUAUGUAACGUGAUAUAUCAUUCGAAAUUUUAUUUCUGGUCAAUAAAAACAUUUAAAUAACGGUAGAAAGAAUAGAAGAAUAA
Sitodiplosis mosellana (orange wheat blossom midge) is the source of this 2502-nucleotide messenger RNA. It is a transcript of the gene gwl, whose product is annotated as serine/threonine-protein kinase greatwall. Gene Ontology annotation, biological process: peptidyl-serine phosphorylation; intracellular signal transduction. Gene Ontology annotation, cellular component: nucleus. Bases 149 to 2338 code for a protein of 729 amino acids. The record is from RefSeq and is a predicted model, not a curated record. Gene Ontology annotation, molecular function: protein serine/threonine kinase activity; ATP binding. Lineage: Eukaryota; Metazoa; Arthropoda; Insecta; Diptera; Cecidomyiidae. The transcript is spliced from 14 exons.